AUGUUGGGGAUUGCUGAGUUUUUUAUAGCUCUAGUAGUAUGUCUCCUGAUUUUGCAGUUCCUAAAGCUGCAAUGGAUGCGUACCCAGCUUCCUCCAGGACCAGUUCCCCUCCCCAUCAUUGGAAACAUGUGGCUGCUGGACUUCAAACUUCGUCGAGAAACUCUCACUAAGUUAACCAACAUCUAUGGAAAUAUCUACACAUUGUGGAUGGGACAGACACCUAUGGUUGUACUAAAUGGAUACAAAGCAGUAAAAGAUGGCAUCGUCACCCAUUCAGAGGAGAUUUCCGGAAGACCUCUCACCCCAUUCUACAGGGAUAUGAUGGGAGAGAAAGGUAUUUUUCUGACAAGCGGGCACACCUGGAAGCAACAGAGACGCUUUGGCAUGACAGUUUUAAGAAGCCUGGCACUCGGUAAGAACAAUUUGGAGCGUCAAAUUCAAACAGAGGCCUGUCACCUUGUGGACAUCUUUGCAAACACAAAAGGCAAACCUUUCGACCCCCACGCUUUCAUUGUCCAUGCUAUUGCAAAUAUAAUUUGUGCUGUUGUUUUUGGUCAUCGCUUCUCCAGUGAGGAUGAAUCUUUCAGCAAGCUUAUCAAAGCUGUUUAUUUUGUGAUCUACUUUCAAGCUACUGUCUGGGGCAGGAUGUAUGAUGCUUUCCCAUGGCUUAUGCACCAUCUCCCAGGACCUCAUCAGAAAGUGUUUGCAUACAAUGACUUCAUGCACAAUUUAGUUAUGAAGGAGGUCCAGACUCACGAGAGACAGAACACAGGUGACCCACAGGAUCUCAUUGACUUCUACCUAGCUCAAAUAACAAAAACGAAAGAUGAUCCUACAUCUACAUUUAACAAAGACAAUAUGGUUCAGACUGUGGUUGAUCUUUUGCUGGGAGGGACAGAAACAACAAGUACCACCCUUCUCUGGGCACUGCUCUAUAUGGUACAAUACCCAGAAAUACAAGAAAAGGUUCAAAGAGAGAUAGAGGCUGUUCUGGAACCCUCCCAUCUCAUCAGCUAUGCAGACCGUAAAAAACUGCCAUAUACAAAUGCUGUGAUUCAUGAGGCUUUGCGGUACAGCAAUGUUACUUCUGUUGGGGUCCCUCGACAAUGUGUGAAGAAUACAGCUUUGCUGGGGUUUCACAUUAAAAAGGGCACACUUGUAUUGCCAAAUCUGCACUCUGUUGUGUAUGACUCUGAGUAUUGGGCGACCCCUUGGAAGUUCAACCCAAAUCAUUUCCUUGAUCUGGAUGGCAACUUUGUGAACAAAGAGGCAUUCUUACCUUUCUCAGCAGGGCACCGUGUAUGUUUGGGGGAACAGAUGGCACGAGUUGAACUGUUCAUCUUCUUUACCAACCUGCUUCGGGCAUUCACAUUCCAGCUCCCUGAGGGAGUAAAGGAAAUCAAUUUGGAAUACACUUUGGGUGCAAUACUGCAGCCACAUCCAUAUAAACUCUGUGCUAUUCCACACUAG
Messenger RNA from Gavia stellata (red-throated loon), 1470 nucleotides. Its product is annotated as cytochrome P450 2J2. Gene Ontology annotation, biological process: xenobiotic metabolic process; arachidonate metabolic process. Lineage: Eukaryota; Metazoa; Chordata; Aves; Gaviiformes; Gaviidae. The record is from RefSeq and is a predicted model, not a curated record. Bases 1 to 1470 code for a protein of 489 amino acids. The transcript has 9 exons. Gene Ontology annotation, cellular component: cytoplasm; intracellular membrane-bounded organelle. Gene Ontology annotation, molecular function: iron ion binding; oxidoreductase activity, acting on paired donors, with incorporation or reduction of molecular oxygen, reduced flavin or flavoprotein as one donor, and incorporation of one atom of oxygen; heme binding.